GAAAGAAUAAUCCUCUAUUCGAUCCGGAAAGGUUUCUGCUCUGUCGAUCGAUCGAAUCGCCGGCGGCGCCGUCAGUCAUGGAGCCGACCGGCACCGGCGCCGCCGUGGUCGCCGAUUGGACGAGGCUGCCGGAGGAUAUACUGGUCACCGUCUUUUGCCAGCUUGAGAUACCCAGCCUCCUCCUCUCCGGCGCCGUGUGCGCGUCUUGGCACGCCGCGUACCGCACCUUCCGCCGCCUCCGCCUCCCGUCGCCGAAGCAGCCGCCGUGCCUCCUUUACUCCUGCGACGCCUAUGGUCCCGACGCCGCCGGACUCUACUGCCCUUCCACCGGCGCCAAGUACCGCAUCCCCGUGUCGUGCGGCGGCGGUGGCGGCUUUCGCAACCUGACGCUGAUCGGCUCGGCGGACGGGUGGGUCGUCGCCGCCGACGAGAUCGGCAACCUGCGCCUCCUGAACCCCCUCACCGGCGCCCAGGCCGAGCUCCCGCCGGUGUCCACGAUGCACCACGUCGAGACCGCCUUCGACGAGGACGAAGGCGGCCUCGUGUACGACAUCGAUGAGGAUCCAUCCGAACACCCCCCCCCCCCCCCCGUGCGCAUCCCGGCGCGCGAGGCGCAGAACUGCAUGUACGACAGGGCGGUGCUCUCCUUCGGCCCUCGUACUCGCGCCGGCGACGCCGCGGCGGCGUGCGUCGUGCUGCUCCUGCACAAGCCCAUGUGCGAGCUCUCGUACGCCAGGCCCGGUGACGAGCGGUGGACGUGGGUCUCGCCGGGCGCCGGCACCGGCCUGCAGUGGCGCAACUGGUACUGCGACGCCGCCUACAACAAGGACGAUGGCCUACGUCGUGCGGCGAGACGACUCCGUCCAUGCCCUGGACCUCACCGGCCAUCGCCGGUGGCGAGGAAGGUGUUCCAUGAGCGAGAAUGGAGCGAGAGCCUAGCUUCUAGAUUCCUCGAGAAUGUCCAUGGGCUAUGUGGCAUCCCUUUUAGGUACCUUGUCCACACGCCGUCCGGCGAGCUCUUGCACGUCUGGAGAUUUAGGGAUAGCGUCAGUUCCUACGAUUUGUCGUUAGAUGAUCAAGACGACAACGAUGACGAUGACGAUGACGACUCCGGUGACUCGCUUCAAGAGGAAUCCUCACCGGAGGAUGAGGACGACGACUCAUGUGACCCACCUGAUGAGGAGCUCGUCACCGAGGACAUACAGCUCUACAUGACUGACUUCCAUGGACAGAAGCUCGAGGCGAUGGACAGCUUGGAUGAUCAUGCGAUGGACAGCUUGGAUGAUCAUGCUAUGUUCAUCGGUUACAAUGCUCCCUUGUGCCUUCCAACCAAGGAUUUCCCUGGAUUAAGCCCAAAUUGCGUCUACAUCACGGAUGAUUCACUCGAGUAUAUCAACUAUUCUAGAAGAAACAACAAGCGAGACAUUGGUGUGUGGAGCAUCGAGGAUCAGAAAUUGCAAAGCCUUGGAGGAGCAUCACCUAUUAAAGAUCCUUGGUUAAAUUGGCCCGCUCCAAUCUGGAUAACACCCUCCCUUUUAUAGGGGAAAUGAAUAUAUGUUCCUGAGACAUGAUUAUUAAAUCUUACUAGUUAAUUGUUUUGACACUGGUGUGCUACCCUAGAUUUGUGGCAUCAUAAACUAUUGCUGUUAUUGUAACAGGGUGUCCUCACCUUUUCAUUAGUUGAUAACAUUUUUCAUCAUUG
This is a messenger RNA of Oryza sativa Japonica Group (Japanese rice), 1702 nucleotides long. RefSeq lists its product as uncharacterized. The record is from RefSeq and is a predicted model, not a curated record. Gene Ontology annotation, molecular function: protein binding. NCBI's taxonomy places the organism in Eukaryota, Viridiplantae, Streptophyta, Magnoliopsida, Poales, Poaceae.